This is a messenger RNA of Porites lobata, 3611 nucleotides long. The record is from the annotation of a GenBank genome assembly. NCBI's taxonomy places the organism in Eukaryota, Metazoa, Cnidaria, Anthozoa, Scleractinia, Poritidae.
AUGCCGGAACGAAAAGCGUCGAAGGCCAGAAAAGAAGCGUCAAAAAAGGCUCACGAAGCCCGUGGUUCUGGAUCGAAAUCGAGAAUAUCUCGUGAUUUUGAAAAACUGAAGAAUGCUGGAUGGACGAUUGAAGAGCGUCCGAAGUCGUCUUCUGGCAAAUCGUUGCAGUUCAGUUAUAGGAAUCCCGAGGGCAAAUCUCUCAAAAGCGCCGAAGAAGUAAAGCGGCAAUUACAUGCUGAAGGAAGACUUGAAGAAUUCGUAUUGAAUGCAACAGAGAACCGAAACCAGGUGCAAGAGCUUUGGUUUCGACGGUCGAAUGAUUUACCGUCCUCUGAUGAAACCGACGACUCUGAUUAUGAGCCCCCAAUGGAAAAACAAUCGAUGAAAGAAAUCAAGCACGAUAAAGGGUGAGUUUUGAUAUUUAUAAUAAUAUUUACUGGCUCAUACUGAAACACUGAGACCAACAGUCAUCGCUUUACUGGUCUUAAAAUUUUUGGACUCUAAUUGCGUGGAACCAUUGGGUGAAUACCGAUUGUUUCGCGACUCAUUCUUGGGAAUUUUGCCUCUUUCGCUCCUCUCUCUUCGGAAAAACCUUUGGGAUCAGAGGAUUCGCAGAUACUCUGGGAUCAAUAGGAUUCGCAGUUUACGAUGUCUGUAUGUUAGCACAACAACGUUCUCUGAAGUGUGUUUCACAAUCUCCGUAUAAGAGAUUGAAAAUUGUAUAAAUCUGUCUGCAGUGCCGUAACCAGACCAAACGGCCAACUGAGGCAGGCGGGAGUUGCUAGGGGGGUUCGGGGGCAUGCCCCCCGAGAAAUUUUGAACUUUAGUCUCUCGGAAAUGCGAUUUGCAGCGUUUUCUGGGCCUUUCGGUAACUGUUUUUCGAGUUAAUUUAAGUGGAAUUUAAAAAGCAAUAAUCAGAAACAAGCUACAUAAUCUGGGUGACCGUUAACCUCGCCAAUGGUUUUGAUCAGUAUUUGUUCAAAAAAAAUUUGAGUUAACGUACGUAGCCCCUUGAGAUCGAUGAUAUGGUAAUUUUUUCAUAGUAUAUUGACUGAAUUGCUGAAUUCUUUGUAAUAUCAUGAUGCGUUAAAAAUAUCCGAUGAUCGCUUAUCUAAAAUAAAAAUGAUCGGCGAAAUUCGUCAAAAUUUUACCGAGGCGAGUGCCUCGGUUGGCCUCAUACUAGCUACGGCGCUGGUCUGUCUAAGGGAGUUACAUCGAGUGCUCACGAGCAUGAAGUUGAAAUUGACAUUUCACUCUGAUAUUAUAUUUUUUGUAGAGUUGAAGUUCCAGAAGGACUGUUCAUAGCGACAACCUCCAGCAUUGUUGAUUUUGUCGGCGAAGUAAAUAAAUAUUUCAAGUGCACAUCAAACAAUGGAAGAUGUAGAGGUGAGAUAUAAAUAUCUAGGGUCUACAAUAUGUUAUUAGAAUAGCAGGUGGCCCAGUGACAGGGAUUUUGUGUGAAAGAUACAGAGUUUGUCUGUGAACUGAGAGCCAGGGUAAAUAAAAUUAGACUCAAACUCUCCCUUUUUAAAUUGGGAUUUCAUUCUUUCAUUGAGGGACAGACAUUGAUGCUAGUGCCUAACAUCAGCCAAAGUUUCAAGACUACCAACAAAUGGCAGCAAUUUUUUAGUUAAAGCAGGUUUGAUUGUUGAUCAUAUAUGGCUAGAUUAGGUAAUGUUGUACAUAACACUCAAAUUGCUUGGAGAAAUUUAUGUUAUUCAAUGUAAACUUUUUAAGUAUUUACCAAAUCAGUGAAUUGCAAUUUUCACGCGUUUUGAUUGGCUCCCGUAACUCGAAAUAUCCUUGGCUAUUCACUGUUUUGCAACCGAAGCCAAGAUGGCAACUCGUUGCCAGACAUUCAUUUGAGCUAUAAAUGGAGCAGUCAUACAAACAAAUACCAAGAAAGCGAUGAACUUUGGCUUGAAGGUGUGUACUGGUACGUAGAAAAUUAUUUUCUUGCUGAAUUUGCAACAAAAUCAUAAAAAAUGAUCCCAGGAACGAUGUCAAUUGAAACAUAAACAAACUCUUAACUAAGACGAAUGACUUGUUCUUUCACAAAAAGAUACUUUUGUAAAAAUUUACAUUUAACUGAUUUGGUAAAUACUAAAACAACUAUACCCCUCAGGGUCAGUUCAUAGCGCUAGAAAUAUACCUGGACGCUUCGCGUCUGGGUAUAUCUACCACUAUUCACCUCCCCUUUGGGGGAUAGUUGUAUAGUAUUUUGUCUCAGCCACCUGUGCUUAGAAAGAUAAGGUAGCUCAAUUCUGAAAAUGCAAAGUGUUCACAUGCCUCGUUGUUUGAAAAUACUCAAUUUCACAUAGUGAAAAAUGAUCGAUACAACUAUUGCUGUUUUGCUAGAGGUCGUGGCCCUCUCAGUCAUAAGUGCUCUCACAAUUCCAUAAAGUUGUAGGAGUUCAUACCAUAAUUUUUCUAACACAGUUACCUUACAUGAUUUUCCCACUCAAACUUAUUUCACAGGCCAACUUGUUCUUACAGCAUAUGGCAAAAAAGGAUUUGGAGGGGCAAUGGUCUUUUCCUUCAAAUGUUGUGGUUGCUGGACUGUUGAGAUCGAUUAUAAGCGUAGUUACCUUGCCCAAGAAUCCAGACGACAAUUAGUGUCCUUGGCCAUCUCUUUAGCCUUUUUUAUUAGUGGGCAUGGUUAUGCUGGGUACAGAAAGACCUUAGGAAGAGGCUUAGGAUUGGGAAUUGUUUCUGAGAAGCCUUUCUUAGAAGUUGUGGAUCUAGCCCUCCCCUAUAUUAAGUCGAUGUUGGAUGAGAUGUGUGAAGACGGAAAGGAGAAGAUGAAGGAACUCCCAGCCGACCAGAUAGGCAGCUGGUCUAGAGCUGUUACUUGUUGUGAUGGGUGUUGGUUGAUUAGAGGGCAUUUCAGUCAAAACUGCACAUUCGUGAUCAAGAAUUAUAUUACUGGUGCCCUUCUUUAUUAUGGGCAUCUCUGUAUGAGAGGAGCUGACACCAUUUGUGAUGAGGAACUCUGGCAGGGGACAGCCAAGUCAGCUGAGGGGCAUCUCAGUGAAGUGCUAUGGGCCAAAGCCAAAGAAGAGGGGCUAAAAGUGGAAGUCAACUGGCAGGAUGCUGACUCUUCCUCAGCCAAGGGGUUUCGCCUGUCAUACUCAAGUGAACAAGAGAGUCGAAUUAUGUUGUGUGGGGGCCAUGUUGGAAGGGCCCAUGGGAAGAAGCUUGACGAGCUUAAAACAAAGUCAUCAUUUUCAUCUGCUUUUAUUGCGUUACACAAAAGAGAAUUUCCGUCAACUGAAUCUGUCAAAUGUUGUUGUGUUGGUAAAAAUCAUACAUUUGUUGCCACAAGAACCAAACCUGUUUGUGGGUGUAUUGGUCCGGGUUUCAUCCAAAAUGCAAAGCGAAACCACUAUUGUGCCAUGGUCCAUGCUGGAAACAGCCCAGACAAAUACAGACAAACUAUGUUGCCCCUUGGAAAGUACCACUGUAGAGAUAUUCACGAAUGGCAGGGGGGUUCCUGCAGCUUUCAUCCACUGACUAAAUGUAGCUGUAAAAAGUGUGAAGCAGACGUUGAUGGAUUUUAUGCAGAACUCAAAUGUUCCGGUGAAGAAUAUCACUCAGCUCACAUUGUGUGA